AUGUUUUAUCACAAGGUUUCUGCUCUCGGUAGUGCCUGUUAUGCACUGUCGCUAUUGAGCAUGACGCUCGGGUUUCAGAACCCAAUUAUCCCAGGAUUUAACCCCGACCCGGAUAUUUUGAGGACAGGAGAUGACUAUUUUAUCGUUACUUCGACUUUUGAAUUCUUCCCUGGAAUCCCCAUUUACCACUCCAAAGACCUUGUUAACUGGACCACGAUCGGUCACGCAUACAAUCGCCCCAGUCAGCUCAACAUGCGCGGCACAGCGCCGAGUGCAGGACUCUGGGCACCAACCUUGAGAUAUAACAAGGGAUACUACUACUUAUCGACUACCUGGUACGACAUUAUACAGAACCCUGACAAUACCACCCGCAUCCCGCGCUCGAUGUACGUCAGGACCAAGGACAUAUUCGACGAAACUCAAUGGAGGCAUGUCGACCCCUUCUACAUCGACCAAUGGGGAUUCGACCCGGAUUUGUUCUUCGACGAUGACGGCAAGCGAAUAACGAUUGAUACAGGUUUACACUACUACGCAAUCGACGCCAAGCGAUUGGCCAUCCUGAUGCCGGUCGUCAAAAGGAAAUUCUCACUAUACACGGCCGAAAUCGACAUCGAGACUGGGGACUCGUUGACUGAAUCCGUGCUAAACUUCAAUUCCCCAUUGGAGCCGAACUCACGACUGGCCGAAGGGUCCCAUAUCUACAAGUUCAAUGGUACAUACUACCUACUCGUAGCUGAAGCAGGCACCAACAUCGGACACCGAGUUACGAACUACCGCUCAAAAGUGGGUCCAUUCGGACCAUGGGACCCAAGCCCAUACAACCCGCUCGUCUACAAUGGCCACAAUACCUCGCUCCCCAUUCUCUCGACAGGACACGGCGGAAUCGUAGAGACCCCUCAAGGAGACUGGUACGCCGUAUUUUUGGGCACCCGUCCCCAGAACCCCGAAAACUCGAGCGGGCGUGCUCAGCUUGGACGUGAGACGUUUAUGGCACCCAUGAAGUGGCUAGACGACGGCUGGUUCACUAUCAACGACGGAAAGGAUAUUACAAUCGAUAUGCCGGGAUUGUAUAACCUCGAGGUCCCAAAAGUAUGGAAAGAUGAAUUCAAGGGCGGAUUCGCAGACAAGAACUAUUACACCGUCCGCACGCCACGGCGGGAUCGACAUCAGAGGCAACAUCUACAACCUGAGCGACCGCGAAACCGCAGCAUGCUUCUUCCGCAAACAAAGCGAAAUCUCCACCACCUUUUCGACCAGCUCAAGUUCAGCCCCACCUCGCCCCGCCACGAAGCCGGCCUCACGAUCUACCUCUCGAUCUUUUUCCACGAUGAGAUUGGGCUGACGAUGAACCCGAGCACGAACAAGACUGCGAUUUUCACCAAGACCAGGACUGGGGAUUUGGCGGUUGAGAAUACGACUUUUGUGGAUCUUCCGGACGGGACGGAUGAGGCGUUGUUGUAUAUCGAGGCCAGGCCGGAUAGGUAUAAUUUUGGGUAUGCGAUUGGAACGGAUGCACCGAAAUAUAUUACUACUGUGCAGAACAAGUGGCUUGCUUCCAAGAUAGAUGGGUGGUCCGGGAAUUUCGUCGGAACGCACUUUGGGUUUUAUGCUACCAGUAAUGGACUGCCGAUGCUCCAGAAAGCGCACUUUUCCCAUAUUCAAACUGAACGACCAUGA
Molecule: messenger RNA, 1677 nt
Organism: Rhizoctonia solani
Lineage: Eukaryota; Fungi; Basidiomycota; Agaricomycetes; Cantharellales; Ceratobasidiaceae
Product: glycoside hydrolase family 43 protein
Exons: 12
Coding region: 1-1677 (558 amino acids)
Biological process (GO): carbohydrate metabolic process
Molecular function (GO): hydrolase activity, hydrolyzing O-glycosyl compounds
Source: RefSeq, a predicted model, not a curated record